GCCCAUCUGAGACACGUAUAAACAACUCCAAAAUGAAGGAUCUUCUCCGUCUUUUUGCCUUCUCUCUUUUGGCCCUGGCCGUCUUUUCCUGCAAAUGUGCCCCCGAAGGCUUCCAUCAGACUCGGGAGGAUGCAAUUCGUGAUAACUGGGGCUAUUCCAGGGACGUAUUUGCCGCCAGAGUGGAGGACCAGUAUUGUAAAUGCUAUCCUCAGAGCGGCUCCUUUGAUAGACUAAACUGUAUUCACAUCAAAAAGGAUGCCAGGACACCUGCUGCUAAUGAUCUGGUCUCCGUAAAGGAGCAAGAGCUAACCUGCCAGAGUGGGGAAGGAUUUAGAAACUUUUAUUAUCAAGAUUGUGAUUAUGUCCAAGGAGAAGUUAAAGCACUUGCAAGUGUCAGUGAAGUUACCACGUCACCCGUUACCAUUGACAAUACUAACAAACCAUCCUGUGGUAUAUCUGAUGACAUAGAGGAAGCAACAAACGCUAAUGGAUGUGAUCUAACUCACCAGCCUUGCUUCUACACGCUAACUGUUACUAAUGUCUUUAAAGGAAAUUUGCAGAUUGGCCAAGUGCUUAAUUCGUCUGGUCCUGAUGUUCUCACCUCUUGUGGUAGUCCAAAGUCCCUCCUUCAGGUUGGACAGACUUACAUGGUCGGUUUAGGAUCAGUUUGUAGUCUCAUAAAGCCGUGGAGACCACUCACUGAGUUUACUAGUAACGACUUGAACUUCAUACAAAAGUUGAAUCAAGAGAAGCCAAACCAGGAAGGAAGAGAGAGUGAGGAAAAAGUAGCUAAGAUGGCAGGAAAUGAUAAUAAUAAUAACAACGAUAAUAAUAAUGAUGAGAACUGGAUGGAAGUAAAUAAAAGAAAUCUCGUUGAUGAUACAGGGGCAUGGUCUGAUAGGCAAGAGAAUGGGAAAGGAGAUCCAAAUAGAGGGUUUUUGAUCGAUGAUACAGGAGCAUGGCCUGACAUGAAUGGAAACAAAGAAGGAAACAAUGGCAACGUCUUUAUUGAUGAUACAGGAGCAUGGUCUGAUAGGCAAGAGAAUGGGAAAGGAGAUCCAAAUAGAGGGAUUUUAAUUGAUGAUACAGGAGCAUGGCCUGAUAUGCAAGAUAAUAGGGACAGUAAUGAUAAGCCGGUCUUUGUAGAUGAUACAGGAGCUUGGCCUGAAGUCAAUAGAGAUAAUGGUGAUGAGAAUACUCAAUGGUAUGAUAAGACAGAUAUUCAGCAAGGCAGCAAUGAAAACGAAAUUAAAGAUCUUGAUAAAGAACUUGAAAAUUGAUCAGUACUGUAACACCUCACCGUCCUCACAUACUGUUGCUCUUUAUUUCUCAGUUUCAUUCUUCUCACAUACAAUCAAUAUGUCAUUCAACUCUAUACCCCAUUCUUUGUUUUUAGGACUUUUUAUUCUGCACACUAUAAUUAUAUAUUUCUAAUGAAGUGUCAUUUCUCUCUCUCUCUACUGAUUAUUGUAAAAAUAUAAUGAAUAAAAAUAUUAUUGUCUGCCUUCUUCAGCAGCUAAUUUGUCCAUGCA
This is a messenger RNA of Amphimedon queenslandica, 1532 nucleotides long. RefSeq names its product GATA zinc finger domain-containing protein 24-like. NCBI's taxonomy places the organism in Eukaryota, Metazoa, Porifera, Demospongiae, Haplosclerida, Niphatidae. The record is from RefSeq and is a predicted model, not a curated record. The transcript is spliced from 3 exons. Bases 33 to 1280 code for a protein of 415 amino acids.